CCAAAAAUAAAAAUAAAUUGGUUACGUUAACUUCCAUAACCUCCAAUUAGUUUCUCCAGAGAAAGCUACAUCACUCCUCCGACGUUCGACAAAGCAAUUUUCCCGAAAAAUCUUGGUAUCACGUUGGAGUCCAUAAAGAAACACAUAAGCAUGUCGCAGGACGUAAUCUCGUCUCACGAGCAGCUCUCCAUGGAUGAGAUCACAAGCCCUCUCACCGCUCAAAUCUUCGAUUUCUGCGAUCCACAGUUAUUUGAAGAGACCUUUAAUCAAACCUCUGAAGUGACAUCUGCUUCAAACUGUUGUGGCUCUGUCGAAAACAUCAACAACAAUAACUUUCCCGACAAAUCCAACAGCGGUUCGAAUCAAGACCAUGAAGACAAAAACAACAGCAACAAUAAUGAUGACAACGGUGACUUAUCGAUCAUAUUCGAUUCACAAGACGAUUUCGAUAACGAUAUCACAGCUUCCAUCGAUUUCUCUUCCACUAUUCAGUUCCCAGCCUCCGAUCAACUCCAAGAUCAGUUUGAUUUCACCGGGAUUCAACUUCAUCAGCCUCCGAACAUUCUAUACUCCUCCUCUUCUUGUGAUCAUUUGCCUCCGCCUUUAACGGUUUUUGAAGAUGAUUGUCUUUCUUCUGUCCCAAGUUACAAUAUUGGGUCCCUAAACCCUACUUCCCCUUUCUUGGGUAAUCCCGGUUUACCAUCUUACAUGGGCGUAACCAGGAAUAUGAUGAACACCGGUUUAGCCAUUGGAGGAUCAGAUUUUUACUCCGGUUUUGGUUCUGACUUUAAACCGUCACAUGAUCAAUUGAUGGAAAUCCAGGCUGGUAAUAGUGGAAUGUUCUGCCAAGAUUCGAUUAAACCCAUAUACAAUCCAGGAGGAGAUCAUCAUCUCCAGGCACUUGACUGUGGCGAAGACCAAAACCACCUGCCCAAACCGGUUCUUCCGGAGUUAGGAACAGAGAUAACCGGUUUAGACGACGCCAGCGUCAACAAAGUCAGCAAACUCACAGCUGAGCAAAGGAAAGAAAAGAUUCGUAGGUACAUGAAGAAGAGAAACGAGAGGAAUUUCAGCAAGAAAAUUAAGUAUGCAUGUAGGAAGACGUUGGCAGAUAGUCGUCCAAGAGUUAGAGGAAGAUUUGCAAAGAACGAUGAAUUGUGUGAACCAUAUAGACAAGCUUCUUCGAGCUAUCAUGAAGAAGACGAUGAUGAUGUGGGGGUCAGAGCAGAAGAGCAACUGGUUGAUUCUUCAGACAUAUUUUCACACAUAAGUGGCGUAAACUCGUUCAAGUUCAAGUAUCCAAUCCAGUCUUGGAUUUGAGUUAAUUACAUAGUCCUAUAAUCACAAAAUAGUAGUCUUAUAGAGGUAUAUAUGUACAUUUUAUUAGUGCAUUUUUUGGCUAUGACUCAUAUUUUCUCUGAUAUAUUUAGAACACAAGAAAAAAGAGAGGAAUAAUGGGUUUAGGUAGGCCAUGAUAAAUAAAACUGUAGGGA
Raphanus sativus (radish) is the source of this 1493-nucleotide messenger RNA. RefSeq lists its product as uncharacterized. Bases 151 to 1320 code for a protein of 389 amino acids. Gene Ontology annotation, biological process: regulation of flower development. Gene Ontology annotation, molecular function: protein binding. NCBI's taxonomy places the organism in Eukaryota, Viridiplantae, Streptophyta, Magnoliopsida, Brassicales, Brassicaceae. The transcript is spliced from 6 exons. The record is from RefSeq and is a predicted model, not a curated record. Gene Ontology annotation, cellular component: nucleus.